AUGGCGCCCCGACCAGCCAUGGCCUCCUCCCAGGCCGAGAAAGAGGCUGAAGUCAUGAUGGCGAUAAACAACGGCAGCAUCGUGUCCAAGCGCAGCGUGGAGAUGAUCUACUACCCGGAGCCGCAUUUCUUUCGUCCCUUUGUCAAAAAGCCGCAGAAACGGGCACCACUUAUCAACCGAGGCUACUGGCUGCGCAUGCAUGCCAUGACCGAGUCGGUGCGCCGUUUCAUCGAUAGCCCAUCGGACAAACCGAAAUUCGUCGUUAACCUUGGAUGUGGAUUUGAUCCGCUUCCCUUCAUGCUACUCAGCGACGAGCGCCGCUCAAUGCGUAAUGGCCAGACUGUAUUUGUGGAUAUCGACUAUGAGAAGCUCAUGGUCCAUAAGAAGAUCGCCAUCCGCCGCACGCAGGAGAUUGCAGAUCUCCUAGGGGAUGUAGAAUAUCUUUCUGAUGAAUCACCCAUUCAAAUUCGCAGUUCGCGGUACCUGGCUGUGGGCUGUGACUUGAAAAAUCUGACCAAGUUGGAAGACGUGAUGCGAAACCAUAUCCUGCCCUCCACCGACUGCUCGGUGCUUUGUCUCGCUGAGGUCUCCCUAACAUAUAUGGAUGUCCAAUCUUCCAAUGCGGUCAUCAGCUGGGCUUCCAAGCUGACCCCUGAUAUGAAGUUCUGCAUCCUGGAGAAGUUUGCCCCAGAUGGACCGGAUCGCCCCUUUGUGUCAACGAUGGUGAAGCAUUACAGGAACUGCCGGACUCCGCUACACUCGAUUCAUGCGUAUCCUUCUCUUGCUGACCAGGAACGGCGCUUCAAAGACGCAGGAUGGCCAUUUGCUCGAGCAAGAAGUUUGUGGGACUUAUGGUCAGAUAACUCAUUUCUGCCAGAAUCAACUAGGACAGGGCUUGAUAAGCUCGAGGUCUUCGACGAAUGGGAAGAGCUUGCACUUUCCUUAUCCCAUCAUUUUCUUUUGAUUGCCUCGACAACCUCUGAUGUCCUUAUGAAUUCACCCAAGGAUCAACGAAAUGUUAACGAGCCAACACAGACCAGCGGCUCUUGUGUGUUUGUUUUGCAACCAUAUUGCUCUGCCGAGACUCGCGGGCAGCGCAGAUUUGGUGCCUUGAUCCCUGAUGGGACUGCUUCAGUCGGUCACCAUGGUGGAGUUGGCCCGCAGACUCGACUUGCGUCCACGGAUCUGUAUUCCUCCUCUUCUGUCGUCACGGAAUCUCGUACACAGUUUCCGCGCGACAUCACUGCAAGAGUGUGCCACACUGUCACCACGCUGGAUGCGCAAAAUGGGACCUGUCUUCUUGUCGGCGGAAGAGCUUCACCUGCCGCCCCUUUCAAUGACUGCUGGCUAAGACAUGACAAUGUGUGGCGUCAGACUCAUCCUCUGCCAGAACCAAGAUUCCGGCACAGCGCGAUCAGUGUAUCAUUUGGCGAUGGCUUAGACAUGGCGCUCAUCUACGGUGGGAGAUCGAAAGGAAACCAGACCCUAAACAGUUGGUUACUUUGGAGCAAUGACGAUGAAAAGGGAUGGCAGAUCGUGGACACAGAUGGUCCUCAGCCCGAGGCUCGCUUCGGAGCAUGCCUUGCAAAAGUCCAGGACGAUUAUGGGAUCAUGUUUGGCGGAAUUGGACAUUGUAAAACUAUUCUCGAAGACAUCUGGACGUGGAAACUCUCGCGAGCUAGUGAUGGAUCUCCGAAACUGACGUUCGCCGACGUGACUAGUACGGUCCGGAAUGUCUCACCUCGGCUUUUCCCGUAUCUGAACCGGUUCGGAGCAACUGUCACUACCACAUCCUUUGGGGUUGUCGUUUCCGGUGGCAUUAUACCCCGUCAAACAAUACCGGCUAGCAAGGAAAUCCUGUUGUUAGACCUCAGAGAACUAAGGGACUGUAUCACGACGGCAACACCAUGCACUUCUGCUCUGAUCACCUGCAUCGGACUCGGAGACGCAUUUCCAGGCCCUCAGCCUUUGCUCAUUGGCCAUGCUGCCUGCACCACAGCCGCUGACGAGGUUCUGAUAUUGGGUGGAGGAGCAGUCUGUUUCUCCUUCGGGACAUUUUGGAACGAAGGCACUUGGCUACUAAAGCGUGUGGACUCCACUGUGGAAAAUACAUGGAGUCUCGCAGCAUCGGCACCAAAAGUAUAUCAACAGCCACAACGGCCGGCGGUCGAGCCCCGCGGUCCAGACUGCGUGAAGAGCGCCCCCCGCAUACGAAUCAAGUCUGCCACGCAGUUCCAGCAAGUGGUGGCUAAGGGUCAACCCGUCAUCAUUGAGGGAUCUGAUAUCGGGCCCUGCACCGAGCUGUGGACGAAGGAAUACCUCACCGAUGCCGUUGGCCGGGACCGCAAGAUUGUCGUCCACGCCGCCCAGUCGGACACGAUGAGCUUUCAGGCCAAGAACUUUUCGUACGUAACGAAAGAGUUUGGGACAUUCCUCGACGAGGUGCACGCCGGCGGCCGACAAUACCUGCGGUCCAUCUCGGUGGACCAGCCGUCCAAGCUGCCAGCGGACCUGGCAACUGACUUCCCCGGGCUGCAGAAUGACUUUUGCAUUCCGGAACCCUUGGCACUGGUUACAGAGAAUGCACACAGUUCUCCUCUGCGGAUAUCAGGGCCAGUCACCAUGUGGCUACACUACGAUGUGAUGGCCAACGUGUUGUGUCAAGUCCGUGGCGACAGGCGGCUCAUCCUGUUCCCCCCGGACGACGUGCAGAACCUAUCCCUGCCGGCGGGGGCGUCGAGUUCCACGAUCGACAUCUUCCAAAGCGUCGGGGCCGACUCGAUCGCGGGCAUCCCCGGCACGUCGCCACAGGAAGCCGUGCUGGGCGCGGGGGAUAUUCUGUUCAUCCCGCCGCUGUGGUUGCACACGGCGUGUUCCACGACGGGCCCAGUGAGCGUCGCGGUCAACGUAUUCUUCCGCAAUCUGCGCCAGGGAUAUGCCGCCGGCCGCGACGUCUACGGCAACCGGGACCUGCAGGCGUACGAGAAAUCGCGACAGGAUCUGCAGAAGAUGGCCCGAUUGUUCGACGGUGUCCCACCUGACAUGGCCCGCUUUUAUCUUCGGCGGCUGGCCCAGGAGUUGCAGGGCAUGGCGGACCAAUCAUGA
Messenger RNA from Penicillium lagena, 3105 nucleotides. RefSeq names its product tRNA methyltransferase PPM2. Gene Ontology annotation, molecular function: protein binding; tRNA methyltransferase activity. The record is from RefSeq and is a predicted model, not a curated record. NCBI's taxonomy places the organism in Eukaryota, Fungi, Ascomycota, Eurotiomycetes, Eurotiales, Aspergillaceae. Gene Ontology annotation, biological process: tRNA methylation; wybutosine biosynthetic process. The transcript is spliced from 6 exons. Bases 1 to 3105 code for a protein of 1034 amino acids.